This is a messenger RNA of Echinostoma caproni, 252 nucleotides long. The record is from the annotation of a GenBank genome assembly. NCBI's taxonomy places the organism in Eukaryota, Metazoa, Platyhelminthes, Trematoda, Plagiorchiida, Echinostomatidae.
AUGUUGAUUGCACUCUGUCCUGAAUAUGUGCGUGCUUCAUGCUUAAAUGGUUUCAAUUUUCGCACACAGUUCGCCAACGGUGGAUGUCUGGCCUCUUUGGUCUCCGCCAAAGGUGUAGACUUACCGUGGUCUGUCCGUGCUGCACUGGCUCUGGAUAUAGCCAAAGGCGUAAACUAUUUGCAUUCUCAGAACGUCAUUCAUCGUGAUUUAUCCUCUGUGGUAAGUGCACACUGCAGUUUUCGGGAUCGAUGA